AUGCAUUGCAGGGAUCAAGGAUUGGUAGGCAACAAAGGAAUAAUAAGUGUGGUGUCUCUGCCCGGCGUCAGCUGGUUCGUGAUCAGCUUCUGCGUCUGGUUGGGAAAGACAAGUAUCUUUAUCGUGCUGAUUGCUGCAGGUGGCCGGGUGUCACUGUUGAUUAUGCAAAUACCCUGA
Messenger RNA from Penicillium oxalicum, 177 nucleotides. RefSeq lists its product as uncharacterized. The coding region runs from base 1 to 177 and encodes 58 amino acids. NCBI's taxonomy places the organism in Eukaryota, Fungi, Ascomycota, Eurotiomycetes, Eurotiales, Aspergillaceae. The transcript has a single exon. The record is from RefSeq and is a predicted model, not a curated record.